Messenger RNA from Paraglomus brasilianum, 864 nucleotides. The record is from the annotation of a GenBank genome assembly. Lineage: Eukaryota; Fungi; Glomeromycota; Glomeromycetes; Paraglomerales; Paraglomeraceae.
AUGUCAACCAGAUUCCAACGCACAGCCAACAAGACUCUCAAUGAGCAACAUACCAAAAUAUUGAAGGAAUGUCUACAGAGACCAGAGAACAGACACUGUGCUGAUUGCAGGCGUAAAGAUCCUCGCUGGGCUUCGUGGAAUCUUGGCGUAUUUAUUUGUAUAAGAUGUUCUGGAACUCAUCGAUCUAUGGGAACUCAUAUUAGCAGAGUUAAAUCUAUCGAUCUAGACUCGUGGACACCAGAACAAGUAGAAAAUGUGCGUCGGUGGGGUAAUGCUAAGGCUAAUGUGUAUUGGGAGGCCAAUCUGCCAUCGAAUACAAAGAUACCAGAGAGCAAUAUAGAUUAUUGGAUUAGAUCCAAGUAUGAGGCAAAGAAAUGGGCUCAGAAGGGUCCAAUUCCCGAUCCAGACACGUUGAGUGCUGGGCUCUCGGCUCAACAAGAAAAGGCUGCGAGUUCGGCACCUACAGGUUCAACACAGGAAAAAGCAGCUCCACCUAUUCAGAGGUCGACAACCCCCAAUCCAGGUGUAGGAGAUAAAGACAAUUUAAAAUCGAGUAUCAUGAGUUUGUAUAACAGUAGCCCACAGAUGGGAGGCGGGAGGUUGUCGCCAAUGACAAUGGGACAAGGAAUGUAUGGGAUGAAGAACGCAUCUCAGGGUAGCCUUCCGAGUCAGCAUUUGCAAUCAACGACUAAUCUAUCCUCAUUGAACAAUCUAUCAAUGUCAAACUCAUCGUCGCCGAAUCUCUCGUCACCCUCACAACAACGCGGAGCACAGAAUGUAGCUAUGCCUCAGGGUGGUCAAUUUUUCAACGUAUUUGCAUCGACUACGCCGAAUCAACAAGAGAGAAGUGCCGGGGAUGAGUAA